This is a messenger RNA of Monomorium pharaonis (pharaoh ant), 2293 nucleotides long. It is a transcript of the gene Sfxn2, whose product is annotated as sideroflexin-2. NCBI's taxonomy places the organism in Eukaryota, Metazoa, Arthropoda, Insecta, Hymenoptera, Formicidae. Gene Ontology annotation, cellular component: mitochondrial inner membrane. Gene Ontology annotation, molecular function: monoatomic ion transmembrane transporter activity. Gene Ontology annotation, biological process: serine import into mitochondrion; monoatomic ion transport. The transcript is spliced from 9 exons. The record is from RefSeq and is a predicted model, not a curated record. The coding region runs from base 1313 to 2293 and encodes 326 amino acids.
GAUUAAUUUAAAUUAAGAUUUUAAUGAAAAGAUUGAAUAAUGUGAACGGAAAAGGCAGAUUUUUAUUUAAUUGUUUAUAAUUUUUCUCUUUUUGUUGCUUUUGAUGAUUCUUGAUGAUUCGAUUGAAAGAGUGUGCAGGGCCCUUGAGAUGCGUGAUACGUUCUUGCGCAAUUAUGUUCUUGCAUUCGAAUGAUUAGCAGUGAUAUAUGAAUGGCACAACACUGAUAAUACACAAUGAUGCUUAUCUAUCAAUUUCAUCAUAACGUUGCAAACAAUUCAAUAUUCAAUUUUCACGCAGAAUACCCUUCUAAUUUUAUUUAAUAUACUGAUUGCUUAUCAGAUUUGUAUAUUUAUUUGCGGCUGUUUCGAUACUUUUGAGUUUUAAUCCAAAGCUUUCUUAUACAAUGGAUUAUCCUAAUCUGCAAUCUUUCUUAAAUUACACACGAGUAAUCGCUAUUAUGCGAUUUGCAAUAAAUAAUUAUUAUAAAAAAUUAAAACUGUAUCAUAUAAUUGAUAACCAAAUGUAUAUUCGUAAGCGCGAGCUUUUAUAGUUUUACGUUUGCAACUGUAUUUCGAAUCAAAGAAGAUUAAGAGGAAUAUUAAAAUUCGAUUCCCAUCAAAUAUAUAAAAGGCACAUUUGAUAUAAUACGCCAAAAUUUAAAGAAUUUUAUUGUCAACAAUGAUCUUUAAUAAGUUAGUUAUAAAUCGUUUAAUACACACACAUAUAAAUAAAUUUGGAAGAUAAUAUAAAUCAUAGAUUUGUAUUUUUUUUAUAGACAUAAUGCAAAAUUAGGUGACUUUAUUGACAACGAAUAUAAAAGUGAGCAAAGCACAUAAAAAUCUGACAUCAAGUCGACUUAAAAAAUUACAUUGGAUAAUAAAAGACUAAUUUACAAUACCAAUUUCUGAUUUAUUAUUAUAUUUUGUUAUUUGUUCACGCAAAAUUUGUUCCAAAGACAAUAUGACUAACAAUAAGUACUAAGAAUUUAUCUUUUGCUCCAUAAAUAUAUAUGCAUGUGUGCGUUAUCUGUUAUGUUUAUUCUGCUUAUAGAAAAAAUGUUACAUAACAUCUCGUUGCGAAGGAGCGAAAAUUGCUGUAUAUUAAAAAUGCUCGGCCGCAGCGCACUAUUUUCAAGCACAAAGCUCACGCACUGAACCUAUAAAUAUAUCCUCAUUUUGUCUUAACUUCUUGUAACAUUACGAAAGGAAGCACGGCUUAUGCGAAACGUAUGUUUUGCACAGUCCGACUUAAGAUUCAUUUGUACAACACAUUUGCAAGAUUUGUGCUGGAAUUAUCUCUUAAUUGGACACGAUGACGAAUGAAAGAUUGGACCUGGACAAACCCUUGUGGGAUCAGAACACUUUUGUAGGAAGAUGGAAAUACUUCGCGUGGAUGACGGACUUUCGCACUUGCGUCAAAUCAGAAUCGGAGCUGCUAGCUGCUAAACAGUUGUGCGAACAAUACAGAAUUGGUAAAGAGCCAACUGGUACUACUAGAGAGCAAAUUAUCUAUGCGAAGAAGUUGUACGAAUCGGCCUUCCAUCCCGACACCGGUGAUCUGCAGAAUGUCUUUGGUAGAAUGUCCUUCCAGGUGCCAGGAGGAAUGGCCAUCACCGGUGCUAUGCUUCAAUUUUACAGAACAACACAGGCGGUAGUUUUUUGGCAAUGGGUCAACCAAUCUUUCAACGCGCUCGUCAAUUACACCAAUAGGAACGCUAACAGUCCUAUAACGACCAAUCAGCUAGGUGUAGCUUACGUUAGUGCUACUGUUGCGGCGAUGAUAACUGCGAUAGGAUGUAAAUCAUAUUGGGAGAAGCGCGCGAGUCCUCUAAUGGCUAGAUACGUUCCGUUUGCCGCAGUGGCAGCCGCUAAUUGCGCUAAUAUCCCUCUAAUGAGACAGAACGAAAUUAUGAACGGUGUAGAUCUCAAUGACGAAGACGGCAAAAAACUUACAAAAUCAAAGCUCGCGGCUGUGAAAGGCAUCAGUCAAGUCGUCAUCUCAAGAAUUGUUAUGUGCGCGCCUGGCAUGCUUAUCCUACCUCCUAUAAUGGAAAAAUUAGAGAAGUACGCGUGGAUGCAAAGAAUUAAACCACUGCACGCGCCGAUACAAAUCAUGAUGUGCGGAAUUUCAUUGACGUUUAUGGUGCCGACAGCGUGUGCACUAUUCCCACAAAAUUGUCCCAUCAAGACGACUACCUUGCAACGCUGGGAACCGGAGAAUUAUGAGCUUUUGAAGAAAAACUGCGAAGGUGGCAAACUGCCGACAUAUUUAUAUUUUAACAAGGGGUUAUAA